Molecule: messenger RNA, 273 nt
Organism: Cooperia oncophora
Lineage: Eukaryota; Metazoa; Nematoda; Chromadorea; Rhabditida; Trichostrongylidae
Source: the annotation of a GenBank genome assembly
AUGGCUUGUUCUUCGGCAGAGAAGGUCGAUCAUUCCGAUAUUCCAGGACCUCUAGGAUGUAAAUACGAUGAUUCCCUCAGUGAGCUACAUAUCCAGCUGGUAGUGCCAGGUAUCAAAGAGAAGACUUUCAUGAAAGCUUCAAAUACCCAAGUGUUCCUGAAAAGCGAUGCACAGAGUCUCAGUUGCAACAUUGAAAUAAUUAAAGUCAAUAAGCGAACGAGACCACCUACAAAAACGGUUAUUGAUAGGCGAUACUAUGAGGUAAGCUUCUGA